This is a messenger RNA of Dichotomopilus funicola, 3087 nucleotides long. Its product is annotated as armadillo-type protein. The transcript has 3 exons. Bases 1 to 3087 code for a protein of 1028 amino acids. The record is from RefSeq and is a predicted model, not a curated record. Gene Ontology annotation, cellular component: nuclear pore; cytoplasm; nuclear matrix. Gene Ontology annotation, biological process: tRNA re-export from nucleus. NCBI's taxonomy places the organism in Eukaryota, Fungi, Ascomycota, Sordariomycetes, Sordariales, Chaetomiaceae. Gene Ontology annotation, molecular function: small GTPase binding; tRNA binding.
AUGGACGCCCAGAUCGAGAAUGCGAUCGAGAUCGCCUGGAACCCCGCGUCCGACCAGGCACUCAAGGGCCAGGCCUUUGACUUUCUGAACCAGGUGCGGGACGAUGCCCAGGCAUGGCAGGUCUGCGUCUCCCUCUUCACCCGAUCCCCCCGAUUAUCCCCCGUCGCCCGGCUGGUCAGCCUCGAGAUCGUCAACCAUGCCGUCCACUCGCAUAUCCUCGACGCCGCCAGCCUCGGGUUCCUCAAACAGUCGCUGUUCGAAUAUAUCAACCGGAUCUACAGCGGGGAUUCCCCCCAGGACGAGAUCGACCCGGGGCAUCUGCAAAAUAAACUUACACAGACCCUGACGUAUCUGUUCGUCCAUUUAUACAAGGAAGGCUGGGAGAGCUUCAUCGACGAUUUUUUGGCCCUCGCGCGCAAGGAUAACAACCUGCCCGGGGUGGUCAUGUACCUGCGGAUCCUGGGCUCGGUCCACGACGAGAUUGCCGACCUGAUGCUGAGCCGGCCAGACCACGAGGUGAAGCGCAACAACGACCUGAAGGACCUGAUACGGGAGCGGGACAUGCGCAAGAUUGCUCAGUCGUGGCAGGACCUGCUAGCACGAUACGGCAACCAGCAGAACGACGCCGUAGUGGAGAUGACGCUCAAGACGAUCGGGAAGUGGGUGAGCUGGAUCGACAUCCAUUUGGUUAUCAACCAGGAGAUGAUCAACUUGGUGCUGCCGUUGGUGGGGAGGACACACGCGGCGGGCAGCGAGGAUAAAGUGCGGGACGCAGCGGUAGACACGUUCACGGAGAUCGUGGCCAAGAAGAUGAAGGCCAGCGACAAGAUCGAGAUGAUUACGUUUCUGAACCUGCGCGAGAUCGUGUCGCAGCUGCUAGCGAGCCCGCCGCUGAACGAGUGGAAAGGCACCCCCCGGUACGACACAGACCUGGCAGAAGCAGUGGCCAAGCUGGUCAACACCAUCAGCUCGGACGUGGUGCGGGUGCUGGAGGACGACAAGGUGGGCCACGAGACGCGGGCCAAGGCGGAGCAGCUGCUGCGGGAGAUGCUGCCGUCGGUGCUGCGGCUCUUCUCGGACGAGUACGACGAAGUCUGCUCGACGGUGAUUCCGUCGCUGACGGACCUGCUGACGUUCCUGCGGAAAGCUGGCCCCCUGCCGGCGACGUACUCGGAGAUGCUGGCGCCGAUUUUGAACGCGAUUGUGCUCAAGAUGCGGUACGACGAGACGUCGAACUGGGGCAACGAGGACGAGCAGACGGACGAGGCCGAGUUCCAGGAGCUGCGCAAGAAGCUGCAGAUUUUGCAGAAGAGCGUGGCGUCGGUGGAUGAGGGGCUGUGUAUCGAAUUUUUGAGCAACCUAGUGGGCAACAUGUUCUCGACGCUGGAGCAGCAGGGGUCGCAGAUGGACUGGCGGGAUUUGGAUCUGGCGCUGCACGAGAUUUACAUGUUUGGCGAGCUGGCGCUGCCGAACACGGGGCUGGCGCAGAAGAGCCAGCCUAGCACGGUGGCUGCCGAGCGACUGGCCGUCAUGAUGAGCAAGAUGGUCGAGUCUGGCAUCGCCAACUACCACCACCCCGCAAUCCUCCUGCAGUACAUGGAAAUCUGCACGCGGUACUACAACUUCUUCGAGGACCAGCAGCGCUACAUCCCGCAGGUGCUUGAGAACUUUGUACGACUGGUGCACCACGACCACGUGCGGAUCCGGACCCGGUCCUGGUAUCUUUUCCACCGCUUCGUCAAGACGCUGCGGGCGCAGGUCGGCAACGUGGCUAAGACGGUCAUCGACUCCAUCAGCGACCUGCUGCCGAUCAAGGCCGAGGUCCCCGGCACUGACGCCGACGAGGACAUGUCGUCGGAUGAGUCGGACCACUCGGCCGACGCCGUCUUCAGCAGCCAGCUCUUCCUGUACGAGGCCAUCGGGUGCAUCUCCUCGACCGCCGCCACACCCCCGGCCGACCAGGGCCUCUACGCGCGGUCAGUGAUGGAGCCGCUCUUUGCGGACAUGAGCGUGCAUAUGGAGCGUGCCAAAGCGGGCGAUACCCAGGCCAUCCUGCAGGUGCACCACAUCAUCAUGGCGCUGGGGACACUCGCCAACGGCUUUUCCGAGACGCAAAGCGGCAGUGGCCAACAGACCAAGAAGCCGCAGCCGCACGAGGCCGUGUCCAACGAGUUCGCCAGGGCCGCCGAAGCGAUCCUCAUCGCCCUGAACCAGCUCAACGCCAGCAACGAGAUCCGCGCGGCGUGCCGGUCCGCCUUCUCCCGACUCCUAGGCGUGCUGGGCUCCGCCGUCCUCCCCCAACUCCCACAAUGGAUCGAAGGGCUCCUCUCCCGCAGCUCCAGCAACGACGAGAUGGCCAUGUUCCUCCGCCUACUCGAACAGGUCGUCUACAACUUCAAAGGCGAGAUCUACAACAUCCUCGACGUCCUCCUCACCCCCCUCCUCCAGCGUGUCUUCGCGGGCCUCUCCGAACCCAUCACCGGCACCGACGACGAAAUCCAACUCUCCGAACUCCGCCGCGAAUACGUCUCCUUCGUCCAGGUCAUCCUCACCAACGACCUCGGCGGCGUCCUCAUCAGCGCCGCCAACCAAGCCACUUUCGAAUCCCUCGUUUCCUCCAUCAUAAACAUCGCCAAAACCCUCACCCACGGCAACCUCGUCCCCUCCCGCGUCGCCUUCAGCUCCCUCGCCCACAUGGCCUCCCAAUGGGGCGGGCCCGAUAUCGUUUCCUUCGGCAACACCGACCAAACCCAACCCACCUCUUCCUCCCCGAACCCCACCAUCCCGGGCUUCGACCAAUUCAUGCUGGAACAUUUCCACGGUCUAUGCUGGAGUGUCCUGCAGGACCCGGGGUUCCGCCCCAAUACCGACGCCCAGUCGCGGCAGAUCCUGAGCGAGAUUGCUGGGAUCCAGCAGGUGCUGUAUGCGAAAACGGGCGAGGCGUUUGUGAAUCAUCUGAGGGGGGUUACGUUCCCGCAGUUGGGGAUUUCGGAGGGUGGGGAGGAGUAUGUGAGGGUUUUGACGGGGAGUCGGGAGAGGAAACCGGUAGUGGGGUGGUUGUUGGGGUUGUUGAAGGGGAGGAGGUAG